UUAAGAAGCCUCGUCAGUGCACGGUGCCAGGACCUGCCAUUGGGCCGGGGAUUUCAGACUCCAUCGACACCAGCACGCUACAGUCUGUGUUAUACCAGUGCGAUACACUCCGCUCGGCCUGAGCCGAGGAAACAACACCAGAAAUCCCAACCAUCCUCUGCACCAGCAAAUCCUUCCAGAAAGGACUACAACUCCCAGGAAUACCCUGCGAGAGCCCAGCUCUCACAACAGAGCAGGCUGGGCGAAUUAAACACAGCAACAAGGGAGACCAGAGCCCCGUCCUUCCCCCCAGCAAAGCCUCUGGAGAUUAUGCUCUAAAUCCAGCAUCUAUUUGCUCUCCAAGCAGGGACCAAUCACCCCCUCCCCAGCUCAGCUGUGUUUCUGUUUGCUGUGCUGCUUCCCCUGUUGCUUUACUGAGCUGAGCACAAGCUGGGGUGUGAGGCUGAGUGUGCAGCCAUGAUGCGAUGCAGUGAGAGCAGAGAGCAAGCAGGCAUGAGGAAUGCUAAGAGAACUGAACCCUGUCAGAGAGUGGUCUGGAGCCUUCGGUAUUUUCCAGUUCUCUGCUGAGAAACCCAGUCUGGCCAGAGGAAGGGGAAGCAAGGAAACGCCUGGAGAGGUUUCUGCUCAGUACCUGAAGAAUCCACGAACAAACAGGAGCAGCAUCAUACAGAAUACAUUGAACUGCAGGGAACAGCUUCAGAAAGACAUGAUGAGGAUGGUUUUUAGGGCUGUGAUAAUGGGCCAAGUGGCAGGACCUGGUGAAAUCUGAAAGCAAAGAGGAACCUAGGAGAGAAAUCCACUCCUGGUGAAAGAAGACCCAGCACACUUGCCGAUAUUAGACUAUGGAGACUAUGUGAUGUGGGGAGAGACUCCCAGAGCAGAAUCUUCCUAAUGCAGCCCCCACUAGACAGAAAUCCUAUGUGUCUGUACAACUCCUAGCACAGUGGGGCCCUGACCAGGUUAAGUAUCAGUGUUAAAUACUAAUACUAGAAAUACCUUUCCUGUACCAUAAGCUGGCGGGGAAGGAAGAUGCUCAAAGCCCCGCAGAGCCCUGACCCAGACGACAGGCCAUACAAGUGCACUGAGUGCGAGAAGUGCUUCCGGCAGAAGAAGAUCCUCAAAGCCCACCAGAGCAUCCACACCGGAGAGAAACCGCACAUGUGCACCGAGUGCGGAAAGAGCUUCCGGCAGAAGAACAACCUCCGGAAGCACCAGUGGAUCCACACCGGCCAGACGCCCCACCAGUGCGCCGAGUGCGGGAAGCGCUUCAGCGAGAAGCAGCGCCUGCGGAAGCACCAGAAGACGCACACGGGGGAGACGCCGUAUGCCUGCACCGAGUGCGGCACGCGCUUCAGCCACAAGCAUAACCUGAAAACCCACCAGCGGGUGCACACCGGUGAGACGCCCUACAAGUGCCCCGAGUGCGAGAAAGGCUUUGGGCAGGAGAAGAUCCUCCGAGAGCACCAGCGAAUCCACACAGGCGAGAGGCCACACAAAUGUGCUCACUGCGGGAAAAGCUUCACCUGGAGCACCAGCCUGAUCAAGCACCAGCAGAUCCACACGGGCGGCAAGCUGCACGCCUGCACCGCGUGCGAGAAGAGCUUCCGGUGGCGGCACAGCCUCCUGCAGCACCAGUCGGUGCACACCGGCGAAAAGCCGCACACCUGCGCCCAGUGCGGCCGCAGCUUUGUGGAGAAGCAGGCGCUGAAGAAGCACGAGAGCAUCCACACGGGGGAGAAACCCUUCACCUGCAGCGAGUGCGGGAAGAGCUUCCGGCAGAAGGGCAACCUGGUGUCGCACGAGCGGAGCCACCUGGAGGAGAAGCCGCACCGAUGCCCCGAGUGCGGGAAGUGCUUCCGGGAGCAGCGCUUCCUGGCCACCCACCAGCGCACCCACACCCAGGAGCGGCCCUACCAGUGCGCCCAGUGCCAGAAGCGCUUCAGUGCCAAGCAGGGGCUCCGCGUCCACCAGCGCCUGCACACCGGGGAGCGGCCCUUCCACUGCCCCCUGUGCGGGAGGAGCUUCACCGAGAGGAAGAACCUCAACAAGCACCAGCGGACGCACAGCGGGGAGACCCCCUACACCUGCGGGGAGUGCGGGAACAGCUACACCCAGAAGUACAGCCUGAAGGUGCACCAGCGAACCCACAGCGGGGAGACCUCCCACACCUGCAGCGAGUGUGGGGAGAGCUUCAAGCAAAGGAACCACCUGGUGAGCCACCAGCGGAGCCACAAAGCCGGGAGCCUCUACAUAUGUGCCGAGUGUGGGGAGAGCUACAGCCAGUGGGCUCAUCUCACCGCCCACGAGAGAAUCCACCCCCGGCAGAGCCAGCCCGCAUGCACUGAAUAUCGGUAACAGAGGCAACGUAUCUCAGAGCAGGCCAAGGAGCCACACGAGAGCCCACAUCCAUACACGA
This is a messenger RNA of Chrysemys picta bellii (western painted turtle), 2416 nucleotides long. The record is from RefSeq and is a predicted model, not a curated record. Lineage: Eukaryota; Metazoa; Chordata; Testudines; Emydidae.